Angiostrongylus costaricensis is the source of this 393-nucleotide messenger RNA. The record is from the annotation of a GenBank genome assembly. NCBI's taxonomy places the organism in Eukaryota, Metazoa, Nematoda, Chromadorea, Rhabditida, Metastrongylidae.
CGAAUAGUUGAGUCAAUCCCUGACAACGUAACAUUCCACAAUUUCACAUUUCCUCUAUCAACAUUCCACGCCUGGAAUCGCCUUAUUGAAUCUGCUAAGCGAGAACUGUAUAUCGCGGCAUACAAGUCGAGUUUACAGGGAAAGCAUGUGCUUGGCCUACACUCGAAUCUCUCACAUAGUAUUUCAUUUAAAGCCACAAAAUCAAUGAUUGAUACGAUUGAGGGCGAUACAGUGUACGACGCUCUGUUACACGUUGGCACCGUUGGCGGUGUCAGCAUCAAAAUGGUGGAAAAUUUUCCACCAAAAGAUAAAGGUGACAAUGACGACGGGAUAAUUCUACAAAGUUUCGGUACUGAUUGCUCUCUUGUGUUUUAUUUUUUAUAUCGUUUAUAG